Salarias fasciatus (jewelled blenny) is the source of this 1340-nucleotide messenger RNA. NCBI's taxonomy places the organism in Eukaryota, Metazoa, Chordata, Actinopteri, Blenniiformes, Blenniidae. The record is from RefSeq and is a predicted model, not a curated record.
UUAUUUUCAGUGGAGCAGCAGCUUAGAGGUGGAUAAAGUUCGUCUCCACGCUGGAAGUGAUAGAAAGUAUUCUCGGUUUUCGGGCCCGUCUCCGGUUGUUUAGGGAAGCAGGAACUGUGGAGGAGAAGCCUCGCGGGCUGUAAACACCGCCGGCCCGCCACGGGAAGCCGCUGCUCUAGCUGUCGAUGAGCGCUCGGCCCACGAAACAAAAGUUUUCUCCGGACUCAAACUUGUCAAGUGAGUUGAACUUCAACAAUAGACGGCCUCGGCCGCGGCGCAGCGGACGGAUCGUCCCGGGACGCAUGUAAACAGCGGAUUCUGGACUUUACUCUCCCGCAGAAGAAACCUCCCUCGCUCAGGGCGAUCCAAACUUUAUGUCCAGGAAAAUGGAAGCGACAUUCUACGACGAAGCCGUGAAUGCCUCCAACUCUCAGCGCGACGGGGCGGCGGUGUACGGGUUCAACCCCAAAACCCUCAAACAAACCAUGACCCUGAACCUCAACGACCCAAAACUUCAAGCCCCAGCUGGCGCCAAGGCCCUGGACAUCCUGACGUCCCCCGACGUGGGUUUGCUGAAGCUGGCCUCUCCGGAGCUGGAGAGGCUGAUCAUCCAGUCCUGCACCGGGCUGACGACGCCCACCCCGACGCAGUUCAUCUGCCCCAAGAACAUCACCGACGAGCAGGAGGGCUUCGCCGACGGCUUCGUGCGGGCGCUCGCGGAGCUCCACUACCAGCAGCAGGUCCCCGCCGCGCACCCGGACGCGCACCGCGCCACCGUCACCAUCGCGUGCGGCUCCGCUGCGCCCGAGAGCGGCGGGAUCCCGUACAGCUGCACGGUGCGCCCGGAGCCGCCGGAGUACACCAACCUGAGCGCGUUCCCCCGGGCGGGGAGCUCCGCGGCCGCACCUGCCGGCGAGAGGCUCCCACCUGCCGGCUACCACGCCGCGCCGCAGCCGCCCCACAGCCACAUGGACCCCCAGCUGGGCGCGGCGCAGCACCCGCUGCACGCGCUCAAGGAGGAGCCCCAGACGGUGCCCGAGAUGUCCGAGACCCCCCCGCUGUCGCCCAUCGACAUGGAGAGCCAGGAGCGCAUCAAAGCCGAGAGGAAGCGCAUGAGGAACAGAGUCGCCGCGUCCAAAUGCCGGAAAAGGAAGCUGGAGAGGAUCUCGCGGCUGGAGGACAGGGUCAAAAAUCUGAAGAGCCAAAACACAGAGUUGGUUUCCUCCGCGAACAUCCUCCGGGACGAGCUGGCCCUGCUCAAGCAGAAGGUCAUGGACCACGUGAACAGCGGCUGUCAGCUCAUCUUGACGCAGCAGCUCCAGGCGUACUAGACGCAGGGG